Leishmania mexicana MHOM/GT/2001/U1103 is the source of this 1716-nucleotide messenger RNA. RefSeq lists its product as hypothetical. Bases 1 to 1716 code for a protein of 571 amino acids. NCBI's taxonomy places the organism in Eukaryota, Euglenozoa, Kinetoplastea, Trypanosomatida, Trypanosomatidae. The record is from RefSeq and is a predicted model, not a curated record. Gene Ontology annotation, molecular function: protein binding. The transcript has a single exon.
AUGCCCAAGCUGUCGAGCAGCAAGGCAAAGGCGGCAGCAGCAGCGGCGAGUGGGCCACCGGCGCUGUACGGCGAAGACCUCAGCGGUCCACCGCUGGUUGUGGAGGUCACCGCACCGUCAGCGUGGACAGCGACAACCGUCGCCGAUGCCUCCAGUAAGGAGGAGUGCUUGAUGGGUGGCGCGCGGUGGGGCCACGCGGCAAUGCUGUCGCCUAGUGAGUCAGUGCUCUGCGUCGUUGGUGGCACUCCGUGCCACCGACCACACGCAGUGGAACAGGCUCCAGCUCCACUAUGGGAGUACACGUCGGUGCCGACAGCAAUGAACACCUUCGCUAUCAAAGCGCAUGCUGCUGUGGCACGCGCAUGGAAGGCGGGAGCAGCACGGUGGGCAGUGCAGCAGGACGCGAUCCGCGGCGCAAACGCCGGCGCUGCGGAAGACCACGACUGGCCGCUUUUUGCCUCCUGGUGGGCCUCAUGGCCAUCGGAGAACGGUGCCGACGGGCCGUCAGUGAUGUACGCCGACGGUGGCUGGAGCGGUGCUUGCCGUAUUGCCGGAGUGCGCGCGUUCGCGGACGGCGCCAACGGAGACAACAGCUUCACACCUCCACCGUCAUCUGCCGCGGCUACCAGCAGCUCCCGCAGUCACCAUACCGUCACGUGUGUGCAGGGUCGGCUACUCCGCUUCGGGGGCGAGACGCAGCAAGGCACCGCCGCAGCGCUGGAGGAGAUCGACGGCGCGUCUGGGAACUUGGAUGAGAAGCAGCAGGCAGGCGGGGAGCACAGAACCGCCGAGGGUAGGGAGGCAGCAGUUCCCGAGCCUACGAGCACGACACCCAGGUUGCCGCCGGCCCUUGGCCCGCCGCCGCCGCGGGCCGCGCACGGCGCGUGCAGCCUCAACCAACGAUACAUUGUGGUUGUGAGUGGACGACAAGUCCAUACGCAAGCAGACGACGCCGGUGCAGCGGCCGCUGGCGCGUCGGCUGGCAAGGGGGCCCGCGCGAGGAAAGUUACCGCGAUGCGCGCGUUGUCACCGGGUAAGCGUGGUGGUGCAUCUGGCAAGGACGGGAAGGGCUCCCCUGCCGCUCUCGAUGCGUCUGCCCCCGCGUCCGCAACACUCACCACGCUAAAGGAUGUGGCCGUCUACGAUGCCAAGCUCGGCGCGUGGCUUCCGGUGCGUGUGGUGGGAGGCGGCGCCGUACCCUGCGCGCGGUACGCAGUGGCUGUCGCAGCAGUGCCGAUCCCUGGUACUGCCUCACCGACAAGCCGCCACCGCGGCCCCGUCGCGGAUGUUGUGCAGCGCGAGGUACUGGUUGUCGGCGGCCUCGACGCCGAAGGCGCCGUAUGCGCUGACGCGUGGGUGAUGCAGGUAAUGAGCGGCGCCGGCGCAGAGCUUGCAGAGCUGCCUGCUGGCACGCCGGCGGACAGCGCAAGCACGGCGGUGCCAGUGGUGAAGAUUCGCUGGGUUCGGCUAGAGCUACCGAAGGCGGCGGCUUCUGUGUUGCAGCGUCACCACGCUGCCGUGGCUGUCUCAAGUCAGCGCAUUGUGUACCUCGUUGGGGGCUGUGGACCGCAUGGCGCCGCGGAGCCGUAUGUUUGCGCGCUGGAGCUGCCACACCUGACAAGCGCGUCGGUGCGACUCGCUGACGAGGCGGGCGGGGACGCAGAAGGCGCGGUGCCCAAGCGGCCAUCCACAAACGCCAAGGGUCACGCGGCGUAA